Molecule: messenger RNA, 1348 nt
Organism: Solanum tuberosum (potato)
Lineage: Eukaryota; Viridiplantae; Streptophyta; Magnoliopsida; Solanales; Solanaceae
Product: small nuclear ribonucleoprotein-associated proteins B and B'-like
Exons: 2
Coding region: 178-993 (271 amino acids)
Biological process (GO): mRNA splicing, via spliceosome
Cellular component (GO): cytoplasm; U4 snRNP; U4/U6 x U5 tri-snRNP complex
Molecular function (GO): snRNP binding; RNA binding
Source: RefSeq, a predicted model, not a curated record
ACGUAUAUCCAUGACUACCCCCGAAAAACCCUAAUCUUCAAAACCCCUUCAAAGCUACACACUUCCUCCGGCGGCCGGCGGGGACUCUCUGUGCCACCCCUCUAGCCGGCGCCUCUCCGCUUCUCAAACUAAAACCCCCAAACUCCAUUUUCGUUUUGCUUCAAAAUUUCACCCAAAAUGUCGAUGUCAAAGAGUUCCAAAAUGCUUCAAUACAUCAAUUACCGUAUGCGUGUUACAAUACAAGAUGGUCGUCAAUUGAUCGGAAAAUUCAUGGCUUUCGACCGACAUAUGAACCUCGUGCUUGGAGACUGUGAAGAGUUCCGUAAACUUCCUCCCACAAAAGGGUCGAAAGAAGAACGUGAAGAUCGCCGUACACUUGGUCUUGUUCUUAUCCGUGGCGAGGAGGUUAUUUCCAUGACUGUUGAGGGACCACCUCCUCCUGAUGAAUCACGAGUCAAGGGUACUACUGCCGGUUCUGCAGUUUCCGGCCCUGGAAUUGGUCGGCCCGCUGGUCGUGGUAUUCCUACUGGGCCGUUGGUUCAUGCUCAACCGGGACUUGCUGGACCUGUUCGUGGGGUUGGUGGGCCUGCUCCGGGUAUGAUGCAGCCUCAACUUUCUCGGCCUCCGAUGCCUCAAGUUUCUGCUCCACCGAUUAAUUACCCACAGCAGCCGCCGCCAAUGAUGAGACCGCCGGGUGGUGGGCCACCAAUGCCACCGCAAGGUAUGCAGAUGCAAAGACCUGGGGGCCCUCCGCCUAUGGCACCACCACCACAUUUCCGGCCUGGUGGUGGUCCACCACAGUUUCCACCGCAGUUUGGUCAGCGGCCCAUGGUUCCUCCACCUCCCAUGAUGAGGGGUCCGCCUCCACCUAGACCAGGAAUGCCUGGUCAACCGCCUCACCCGGGUAUGCCACCCCCACCUCCCGGUGGUCAGGUUCCUGUUUAUGGACCUCCUCGUCCUGGUAUGCCUCCACCGCCGAACCAGCAGCAAUAGUAGAAAUGUGUAAAGUUCCUGUAAAGGUAAACUAAGUCAUAUCUCCCCCUGCGUGCCUGGAUGGUGGUGUUGCAAAGAAUCACUGGGCUUACGGCUAUUUCAGCUACGUGGACAGGUGAUCAAUCUUCAUGCUGUAUGCACCCAACAUUCUUCGGUUUUUGCUACAGUUGUAAAAUUCGCGAGAUAGGAGAUUUCAAAUCGAUGUACUUUAUAAUAUCUUUCUUUCCUUUUCUAUAUUAAAACUGUGAUUAUUUGAUAUUAACUGAAAGAGCACUUACAGUUGUGGUGAAGGGUGCUGGUAUAUGCAGCUCAUGUCCUCUAUUGAUCUUUCUCUAGAUGGCACAUAAUUCUUGAA